Euleptes europaea (tarantolino) is the source of this 3343-nucleotide messenger RNA. It is a transcript of the gene DENND2A, whose product is annotated as DENN domain containing 2A. The coding region runs from base 1 to 3285 and encodes 1094 amino acids. Gene Ontology annotation, biological process: retrograde transport, endosome to Golgi. The record is from RefSeq and is a predicted model, not a curated record. The transcript is spliced from 19 exons. Gene Ontology annotation, cellular component: actin cytoskeleton. Lineage: Eukaryota; Metazoa; Chordata; Lepidosauria; Squamata; Sphaerodactylidae.
AUGACAGCCGGCACAGCGGCCGCCGUGAGCAACAAGCCGAAAACCAGCGUCUGCAAAUCUAUCGGGAGGAUCAGGUUUUUAAGUUUAAAUAUUACAACCCCAAAGACGAAAUUUCGGUGUGGGCCUUCAAGAGGAAAGUGCUCGGAGAAGAGAGUCGUCAUCACACCAAGACUAACUCACAAAGCAGAGCCAUCUUGUGUCGUUAAGAGCACCCUGAAAGCACUGGAGAACUUGAUGCUGGAUCCGAGGCUAGAUUGUUUUCAGCAGAACAUGCUCACUUCCAAGGUGAUCAUUGGUGAUCCAUCUGUAGAUCUUAACAUACAGGAAAGCGGCAGGAUUAUAAGGAAACAAAUAGGAGGUGCUCAGAGUCUGCGGUCUGUUGGGAAAGUUGGGUUGAAGAGUAAGCCUUCGAGUAUCAAAGACAAGAUUUCAGAAUGGGAAGGGAAAAAGGAGAGCCCUUCUCCUGUAUCCACCUGGAAGGAAGAAGAACAAGGGGUUAAAGAGGAGCUCAGUACGUUUUUGGGUGUGGUGGAGAAGAUAACCAGGGACAGUGUGACAAUGAGACAAGUGGACUCAAAGAGGGUUAUAAAGUGGCAGGUGGCAAGUAAAGAGAACGAGAGAAGAGCGGGAACUCCCAAAAGUUCUGGGCAGCCUAUUGAGAAAAAAGCCGACAUGAAGUUAAGGGCAGAGGAGCCAAAUUCCAAUGCUGGGAAAGGCAGUGAGUUGAAGGAUAUCCAGAAGGAGAACUUGUCUGUACUGAGUCAGGUCAAGAAGCUGGAGCGGGCCUUGAAAGGAGGGUCCGCAGAGCUACAACCUCAGUUACCAGGUACUUAUUACUCUCCACAUUGUCUGCCAGAGAAAGCCAAUGAGGGGCAGAGCCCCUCUGAGGGCUGGGAAACUCCUAGCAGACUGGAACUAGGGAAGCAUCUCGUCGGCUUGGACUCUGAAACCAGCGAGCCGAUCUUUGGGACUCUGGAAGAGGUGAAAACGUCUCGGGUGAAAUGCAAACCGGGCAGUGAGGAAAAUGUAUACACGGAGCCAGGACUGCCAGAGAAGAAACCUUUUAUCAAUCCUCUCCCUAAGCCCCAGCGGACUUUCAAGCAUGAGGGCGAAGAGGGAUGGCUUCCUCCAGUUAGGAAUAAGAGAAAUUUGCCCCCUCUACCCUCUGUUCCUCCCCCUCCUCUCCCUUCUUCACCUCCCCCUUCGGCCGUCAGCAGAAGACUGAGGAAUGGAAAGCAUAAGACAAAUGCUGAUCACAGGAAGUCUUAUGAGUUCGAAGACCUGUUGCAGUCGUCCUCUGAAAACGGACGGGUGGAUUGGUACGCUCAGACUAAGCUGGCCCUAACGCGCACUUUAUCGGAGGAAAACGUCUAUGAAGAUAUUCUAGAUCCUCCAGCAAAGGAGAACCCCUAUGAAGAUAUUGAGACAAACAGUCGAUGCUUGGGGAAGAAAUGUGUUCUGAACUUUCCAGCAUCUCCUUCCUCGUCUGUCCCUGGCACACCCACAAAGCUGCUCUCGAAGCCCAUCUUCUUUCGCCAAAACUCUGAACGGCGUAGCUUCAAGUUAUUGGACGUUCGGAAACUGAAUCGUGACGGGACGGGUUCACCUUCCAAAAUCAGUCCCCCCUCCACUCCCAGCAGCCCUGAUGAUACUUUCUUCUCCUUGGGUGAUCCUCAAAAUGGCAAGAGAAGGCGGAAGAUUCCUAAGCUGGUGUUAAAAAUCAAUGCCAUUUAUGAAGCACGAAGAGGGAAGAAACGAGUCAAGAGGCUGUCACAGUCUACUGAGAACAGCUCAGGAAGAGUCACAGAUGAAAACAGUGAAUCGGAUAGUGACACCGAAGAGAAACUGAAAGCUCACAGCCAGCGCUUGGUCCAUGUGAAGUCUCGCUUGAAACAAGCCCCCAGGUACCAAACCUUGGAGCGGGAUCUGAUCGAGUACCAAGAGAGGCAGCUCUUUGAAUACUUUGUGGUGGUGUCGUUGCACAAGAAGCAGGCUUGCGCUCCGUACGUCCCUGAAGUCACACAGCAGUUUCCUUUAAAGCUUGAACGUUCCUUCAAAUUCAUGAGGGAGGCAGAGGACCAGUUGAAAGCCAUUCCUCAGUUCUGCUUCCCUGAUGCAAAAGACUGGGCUCCCGUCUGCCAAUUUACCAGGCAAACUUACUCUUUUGUCCUGACUAGUGAAGACGGCAGCAGAAGAUUCGGGUACUGCAGAAGGCUACUGCCCAGUGGGAAAGGGAAGCGUCUCCCUGAAGUUUACUGCAUCGUGAGCCGCCUUGGGUGCUUCAACCUCUUUUCUAAGAUCUUAGAUGAAGUGGAGAAAAGGCGGGGGAUUUCCCCCGCCUUGGUGCAGCCCCUCAUGAGGAGUGUCAUGGAGGCUCCUUUUCCUGCUCUGGGCCGAACAAUCACUGUCAAGAACUUCCUGCCUGGCUCAGGGACAGAAGUAAUAGAGUUACGUCGGCCACUUGACUCGAGGCUGGAGCACGUCGACUUCGACUCUUUGUUCUCCUCGCUCAGCAUUCGGCACUUAAGCCGAGUCUUCUCUUCCCUGCUGCUGGAGAGAAGGGUGAUAUUUAUAGCAGACAAACUCAGCACCUUGUCGAAAUGUUGCCAUGCCAUGGUAGCGCUCCUCUACCCGUUUACCUGGCAGCACACCUACAUCCCUCUGCUUCCCCCGUCAAUGAUCGACAUUGUGUGCUCCCCGACCCCGUUUCUGAUCGGCCUGCUCUCCAGUUCGCUGCCACGCCUCAAGGAACUGCCGGUGGAAGAGGUCCUGGUGGUCGACCUUGUUAAUAAUCGCUUCCUAAGACAGAUGGAAGAUGAGGACUCCAUCUUGCCUCGGAAGUUGCAAGGAGCUCUAGAACACAUCCUGGAGCAGAGGAAUGAGCUGGCGAGCGACCAGGAGGAGGGCCCACUCAACGGCAAGCAGGAUUCCAGUCCCUUGAACGAAGUGGUGUCCGAGGCGUUCGUCCGCUUCUUUGUCGAGAUUGUGGGGCACUACUCCCUGUUCAUGACGACCACGGAGAAGGAAGAAAGGGUCCUGCAACGGGAGGCCUUCAGGAAGUCGGUCUCUUCCAAGAGCCUUCGGCGCUUCCUCGAAGUCUUCAUGGAAACCCAGAUGUUCGGGGGCUUCAUUCAGGAACGAGAGUUGCGGAAACAGGGAGUCAAAGGUUUAUUUGAACUACGUGCCCAGGAGUACCUGGAAACCCUUCCCAGCGGAGAGCAGAGUGGGGUGAAUAAAUUCCUGAAAGGGUUAGGUAACAGAAUGAAAUUCCUCCACAAGAAGUAAGAAUGAAGAGUGCCGCUGUUGCUGGCGAGAAGGAAUGUCUACAGUUUAGUGAACAAAA